Molecule: messenger RNA, 549 nt
Organism: Entrophospora sp. SA101
Lineage: Eukaryota; Fungi; Glomeromycota; Glomeromycetes; Entrophosporales; Entrophosporaceae
Source: the annotation of a GenBank genome assembly
AUGGAUGUAAAGUUGAUUAUACUGGAUGAAGCUGAUGCAAUGACACAAACUGCUCAAAAUGCAUUGAGAAGAAUUAUUGAAAAGUAUACACAAAAUGUCCGUUUCUGUAUCGUUUGCAACUAUCCGCUCAAGAUCAUUCCUGCAGUUCAAUCUCGUUGUACAAAAUUUCGAUUUUCUCCUUUAGGCAAAGACCAAAUUAUUUCUUACUUGAAUGAUAUAAUUGAGGCAGAACGCAUAAAUAUUUCUCAAGAUGGGAUGGAAGCAUUAAUUAAAAUUUCAUGUGGUGAUAUGCGAAGAGUAUUAAAUAUUUUACAGACAUGUCAUGCAACAAAUGAAUUCAUAGAUGAAGAUGCUAUAUGUAAUUGUACGGGAAGACCUAAUACUAAAGAUAUAGAAUUAAUAGUAAAGACAAUGACUUAUGAUGAUUAUUCAACAGCACAUUCCAGUCUUGCUUUACAAGAUAUAUUGACAGAUUUUUGUUAUCACUUAAGAAAAUCAUUAAUCACUGAUGAAGACUUGUUUGAAAAUAUUGGAGAAAUUGACUACUGA